Messenger RNA from Drosophila montana, 7577 nucleotides. It is a transcript of the gene Kdm5, whose product is annotated as Lysine demethylase 5. Gene Ontology annotation, cellular component: nucleus; chromatin. Lineage: Eukaryota; Metazoa; Arthropoda; Insecta; Diptera; Drosophilidae. The record is from RefSeq and is a predicted model, not a curated record. The transcript is spliced from 4 exons. Bases 237 to 6002 code for a protein of 1921 amino acids. Gene Ontology annotation, biological process: chromatin remodeling; regulation of DNA-templated transcription. Gene Ontology annotation, molecular function: histone H3K4me/H3K4me2/H3K4me3 demethylase activity; DNA binding.
CUGAUUUUCAUCGUCGUGUGCAGUUGAAAAGGCAGUAGAGAAGAUCAGUACCAAGAAAAUAAAUAUAACAAUUAAAUACAAAUAAAAUUUAUUAAGUGCUGUGUGCGUGGAUCUAUGAGAUAUUUCGGGCAAGUGCACGCAUACAAACAGCGUGCUCGGCCCCAUUACCUAUGACGACAAGCUGAACAAAGGGUCAGCAGCCGUUGCAGCAGUACAUUUGAAAUCGAAAGCCCCACAUGUCCGCCAAAGCCGAGGCGGACAAUCUAGCCGCCAGCGCCACUGGCGGCGGCUCAGGAGGCGGUAAUAGCAACUCCAAUGGCACCGUAACACCAGCGCGACGCCUGCGCACACGCAACUCAACCGGUGGCAGUGGCAGCGAGUCGGCCAAAAAGAACACCAACAACAGUAGCCACAAUAAUAAUAACAACAAUACCAACAACAACAAUAAUAAUAAUAACGAAUCAGCUGCAACGGGCAAUGAUGGUUCAGCAGCAACAACAGGAAUAAUGCCAACAUCAGCUGGUGGCGGCGGUGGUGCAGCCACCGGUGGUGGUGCUGCUGCUGCAACAGGAGCGACUCCCAACUCCGUGGAACGCCCCAUGCCCAGCGUGCCGAUGAAUCAUGCCAGCAGCAGUGUUUCGGCCAGCAAGAAAUAUCAUAAUAGCUGUCCGCAUCCAACGCCCACAGUGCACAAGAAGUCGCUGCACACGAAGCCGCAUAGCAGCAAUAAAUUUGAUCAGGGCAAGAACGAGGAAUUCCAUUUUGAUACGCCGCCCGAGUGUCCAGUGUUCCGGCCGACAGCGGAGGAGUUUAAAAAUCCAUUGGCAUACAUUAGCAAAAUACGCUCCAUAGCUGAGAAAUGUGGCAUUGCCAAGAUAUUACCGCCGGAGAAAUGGUCACCGCCAUUUGCUGUCGAUGUGGAUAAGUUACGUUUUGUACCACGCGUCCAGCGUCUCAAUGAAUUGGAGGCCAAGACGCGUGUCAAAUUGAAUUUUUUGGAUCAAAUCGCCAAAUUCUGGGAGCUGCAAGGCUCCUCCCUGAAAAUCCCCAUGGUGGAGCGCAAAGCUCUAGAUCUAUAUACUCUGCACCGCAUUGUGCAGGAGGAGGGCGGCAUGGAGCAGACCACCAAGGAGCGCAAAUGGGCCAAAGUGGCCAAUCGUAUGCAGUAUCCAUCCAGCAAAAGUGUUGGUGCCACACUCAAAGCCCACUACGAGCGAAUACUACAUCCCUUUGAGGUCUACACCUCUGGUAAGGUAUUGGGACCUGGCGCGGCACCUACUGCCGUGAACGCAACGCCCGUCAAGCUCGAGGAUGUUGGCACCGAUUACAAGGCCCAUGAAAUACCCACACGUCAGCAAAUCGCGCCGCCAAAUGAAAGUAAUACGCGUCGCUCCAAGCGCUUUGGCAAUUCAAAUGCCAGCUGCGGCCUAACCACGGCCAAACCAGGCGCUGCUGCAGUCACCAUCAAAACAGAAACCAAGGAAGAUUUUAAACGCGAUCUUUUGAGCAGCUUCAAUGCAGUCAAUACUGGUGGUGGUGCCGCAGGCGUUGGUCAAUCAGGCGGCUGCGGGGCAACAACACCUGCACCCAAUACACGUGCCACCCAAAAGAAAGCCAGCACAGAGCCACAGCAACCGCUUAUCGAUCCGCUCAUGAAGUACAUCUGUCACAUCUGCAAUCGCGGCGACGUCGAGGAGUGCAUGCUGCUCUGUGACGGUUGCGACGAUAGCUAUCAUACCUUCUGCUUAUUGCCACCAUUGAGCAGCAUACCAAAAGGUGAAUGGCUGUGCCCACGUUGCGUUGUGGAGGAGGUGAGCAAGCCGCAGGAAGCUUUUGGUUUUGAGCAGGCCGAGCGUGAGUACACAUUGCAGCAGUUUGGUCAGAUGGCCGAUCAGUUUAAGCAGGAAUACUUUCGCAAACCGGUGCACUUGGUGCCCACGGAGAUGGUGGAGCGCGAAUUCUGGCGUAUUGUCUCCUCGAUUGAUGAGGAUGUGACUGUGGAAUAUGGCGCUGAUUUGCAUACAAUGGAUCAUGGCUCUGGUUUUCCCACAAAGAGCUCCCAUUAUUUGCUGCCCGGUGAUCAGGAGUAUGCCGAAUCCAGUUGGAAUUUAAAUAAUCUACCGCUGCUGGAGGACUCAAUACUGGGACAUAUUAAUGCUGAUAUUAGCGGCAUGAAUGCGCCCUGGAUGUAUGUGGGCAUGUGCUUUGCUGCCUUCUGCUGGCACAACGAGGAUCACUGGAGCUAUUCGAUUAACUAUUUGCAUUGGGGCGAGCCAAAGACUUGGUACGGUGUGCCCGGCUCCUGUGCCGAACAGUUCGAGGAGACUAUGAAACGCGCCGCGCCCGAGCUAUUCUCCUCUCAGCCCGAUUUGCUGCAUCAACUGGUCACGAUUAUGAAUCCCAAUAUAUUGAUGAACAAUGGUGUACCCGUCUAUCGUACCGAUCAGCAUGCCGGCGAAUUUGUCAUUACCUUUCCGCGGGCCUAUCAUGCCGGCUUUAAUCAGGGCUACAAUUUCGCCGAGGCCGUCAACUUUGCGCCCGCAGAUUGGCUUAAAAUGGGACGCGAAUGCGUCAAUCAUUAUUCAAUGCUGCGUCGCUUCUGUGUUUUCUCGCACGAUGAGCUAGUCUGCAAGAUGGCCUUGGAGCCGGCCAAGCUGACUUUUGGCAUUGCCACCGCUUGCUAUAUAGACAUGGCCGAGAUGGUCGACACGGAGAAGAAGCUGCGCAAAUCUCUGCUGGAAUGGGGCGUCACACGCGCCGAACGUCGCGCCUUCGAACUGGUCAACGAUGAUGAGCGCCAUUGCCAGGAGUGCAACACCACCUGCUUUCUAUCGGCCGUUGCCUGCGAGUGCAACGAUAAGCUGAUUGUCUGCCUGCGCCACUACACCGUACUCUGCGGCUGUGCGCCAGAGAAGCAUACGCUCAUCUAUCGCUAUACGCUGGACGAGAUGCCGCUGAUGCUGCAGAAGUUAAAGGUAAAGGCACACAGCUUCGAGCGUUGGCUAUCCCGCUGUCGCGACAUUGUCGAUGCACAUACGCCCACAUCGGUGACGCUGUCCGAGCUGCAGGAGCUCUGCAAGGAGGCCGAGACCAAAAAGUUUCCCUCAUCCCUGCUCAUCGAUCGGCUCAAUGCAGCGGCCAUUGAGGCGGAGAAAUGUGUCACGGUUAUACAACAGCUGGGCAUUAAUAAGGUGCGCACCCGCUCCGAUCACAACCAGGAAGCAGCACAGUAUAAGCUGACCAUGGAGGAGUUGGAGUUGUUUGUACAGGAAAUCGAUAAUCUGUGCUGCAUCAUCGAUGAGGGAGCCUCGGUGCGUGAGCUGCUUGUGCUGGGACGACAGUUUGUGGAACGCGCCGAUUCGCAGCUGCAGCUAUCGCUUGAGGCGCUCGAGGAGAACGAUUUGGAGACGCUCAUCAAUGAGGGCAGCUCGUUGCGCAUUGAGCUCCAGCAGCUGGAUCAUUUGCAGAAGCGUCUUAAACAAUGCAAAUGGUACAAACGCUCCCAGGGCUUGCGCGAGACCAGCUCGAAGCUGACCUACAAAGAUGUGAAGAACCUGCUGCAUACGGCAGCCGCUGAUCUGGAUCCGACCGAUCCGUAUGUGGAUCGUGAGAUGCGUAAACUGCAGCAAAUUGGCGCCGCAAUCGAGGCAUGGGAAUCACAGGCAGCUAAAUAUUUUCGACGACUCAAUCAGCAGCAUGAGCUGGCCGAGAUUGAGCAGUUUCUUAAGUCCGCCAGCGAAAUCAAUGGGCAGGUGCCGUCGCAUGGCGUCUUAAAGGAUGCACUGCGCAAGGCACGGGAAUGGCUGCGUGCCGUGGAGCAAUUGCAGCAGAAUAAUCAUGUCACCUACUGUCACACGCUGGAGGCGAUGAUAGACCGUGGCCUCAAUAUACCCAUCCAGCUGGAGGAACUCGGUCGCAUGCAGGGCCAUUUGAGCAGUGCACAUCAGUGGAAGGAGAAUACGGCGCGUGCGUUCCUGAAGAAGGGCACAUUCUAUACGCUGCUGGAGGUGCUGAUGCCACGUGCAGAUGCCAUCAAUAUUGACUCGGAUCUCAAGCCGCGUUUCCAAGAUGAUUUCCUAAAGGACAAGAAUCCCGCCGAAAUUGUGGCCAGCUUCAAGCAUGCCGAGGAGCAGGAAUUGCGCGAUAUGCGCGAUCUAAGGCGCCAGAAUAUGACCAAGAAUCCCUUGCGCGACGUCUUCUGUCUAUGCAAGUCCGAAUUUCGUGGCCUCAUGCACAAUUGCCAGCUGUGCCGUGAUUGGUUUCACGAGGAUUGCGUGCCGCCCGUCCCGGCUGCCCAGCCACUGAUGGCCCAACAAAAUGGCAAUAGUAAUGGAGAAGCAAUUAAUGGUGGAGGUGCACCAAUGCCGGCGCAAGAAAAGUGGCUGUGUCCGAGCUGUGUGCGCUCGAAGCGUCCACGUCUGGAGACCAUCCUGCCGCUGCUCGUGCAGCUGCAACAGCUGCCCAUUCGUCUACCUGAGGAUGAGGCUUUGCGUUGUUUGGCGGAGCGUGCCAUGAACUGGCAGGAUCGUGCACGCAAAGCGCUCAGUAGUCCCGACGUCAGCGCCGCUCUAGAUGCCAUUUUGGCUCAACAUCAGAAGCGUCGCACGGAGAGCACCAGCUGCGGCGCCGCCGUGCUGGGCAACAUAAGCAGUCCGAGGAAGCCGCGACGUUCGCACAAUCUGUCCAAGCAGGAAGCCAACAAUGCGGGGCGUUCCGAGUCAGAUAACGAAGAUAAUGGGGAUGAUGUGGAUGACGAUGACGACGAUGAUGAAUGCCGGCUUCGCAUUGUGGAGGACGGGUAUAGCAAUGACGAGGACGAGCAGCUGCCGCGACUGGCGACUAACAAUGUGCAAAACACCAGCAACAACAACAGCAGCAGCAAUAGCACUGAUCUCUUAAAACUGCUCUCCGAAAGCGAAAUUGAGAAUCUGCUCGAGCUAAUGAUGGAGGGCGAUUUGUUAGAGGUAUCGCUGGAUGAGACGCAAGAGCUGUGGCGCAUACUCGAAACGAUGCCGCCGACAACGCUGCAAGCCGAGGCAAAAUCGCGUGUCGCUCAACAUUUACAACAACACCGUCAGCAGCAGCAGCAAAUCCAGGCGACAACAGGCACACUGGCAACAACCACGUCCAGCAUACACAGCGGCGCUGAGGAUUCCAAUGAUAGCCUGCUUGUGCAGAAUAGUCCGAGUCCCGGCGCUGGUGGCGGCGCUGCGCAGACGGCGGUGCGCAAUAAAAAACGUCGCUCCAAUGAUGCCAGCAGCGCCAAUGUGGCUGUGCCGCGCAAGAAACAGAAUACGCCCAAACAGACGCCGGGCAAAAAGUCGCAAGCGGUGCGCAAGAGUGACAGCAAGGCAAGCAGCUCGCCCGGUGUCGAUGCGGAUGCGGAGAACAAGCAGGCAAACGGUGGCAAUACAACGGCGGCAACAACGCCAACGACACCGGGCGCAGCGACACCAACAGCUGGCGCCACGCCCAUACCAGCAUCCGGCCACAAGAAGCGCAAACGCACCACAACAACAACAACAGCAACAACAAACAAUAAUAAUAAUAACAACAACAACAACAACAAUAACAACAGCAGCAACAACGGCAGCGGCAAUGCCGGCAACACACCGACCACCGCAACGGGCAACAACAAUCCAACAACAGGUGGCGCUGGUGGUGGCCAGAAAAAGCAUGCGCAACGCACACAGCAAACGGCACAGGAGGACGACGAAGAGGAAUGCCGUGCCGAGAAUUGCCAUAAGCCAACCGGACGUGAGGUGGACUGGGUGCAGUGCGAUGGCGGCUGCAACGAAUGGUUUCACAUGUACUGUGUGGGCCUGAAUCGUAGUCAAAUUAAGGCCGACGAUGAUUACAUUUGUAUUCGCUGCUCGAAAACGGUCAGCGUCGGCGUCGCUGGCGGCAGCAGCAGUCUAACGGUGACCACAACGACAACCAGCAGCCUGACAUUGAGCACAGGAACGCCAGGCAAGCAGCGAGCAGCGCAGUCGGCGCGGUAGAGUGGAGAAAAUCGAGUUAGCUGAUUGGAUCGCAAGCAACCCAAGAAAAACAACAACAACAUCAAUUUGACAACGGUUGGCAGCACCUUCGAUUAAAGCUUGUAAUUUAUCGAUAAACUGCUAUCGCAGUGUUUAUACACAUGUUUAUCACACACACAUAGACAAAACGAACACACACACACACACACAGAGAGAAAAGAGCAGCCAACACUCACGCAACGUUAUGCGUUAAACGGUAUUUACUAAGUUUUAGUAAAAAAAAAAGUCACUUAAACGUUUUUUGUAGUACAUAUUUACUAAUUAUUGCUAUUAUAACGCAAACGUAUUUCAAAAUGCAAAUAUGAGGAGAAAAUUAACACACACACACACAUACACACACGCAAACACAAUUGAAAAGUAACUAAUUAUGUGAAAAUUCAAUUCAACUGUAAAAUGCAAAAUAUCAACAAAUUUUGUAUGUGUAGGCGCGGUACACAUUUUACGUUCGUUUAACGUUCUAUUAUAUUCACUUUAUGUAAAUAUAUAUAUAUUUAGGUAUAUAUAUAUAUUUAUAUAUACAUACAUAUAAUUAAUUACCAUUACCUGCUACUAUUAGUUUUUGUUAAUUUAAUUUACAGUUUGUGUUCGCUUUAAGUUUUGUGCGACGCGCGCGCGUUUUUUACGUUUCUUUUUUAUCAUUUCAUUCAAAGAACAACUUUAAAACAAAAACAAUUUACAUAUUUUUACUUCUGUACAGUUUUUCUGUUUACUUAAAGUGAAAAGCCAAGUAAAAUUUAAUUGUUAACUUAUACAUAUUAAUAUAUAUAUAUUUAUUUAUAUAUAUAUAUAUAUAUAUUAUCUUCCAAUUUAUAUGCGAUAAUUUUGGUCGCGUGGCGCGCUGUAAUCAAUUUUUCUCUUGUAUGUUUUAUUUGUUUUUCCUAUUAAAGAACAAUUGAUUUAAAUAAAAAUAAAAAAAAAAUGUAGCAUAAAUACACAAGAUAAAUCUAAAACAAAACAAAAAAUAAGGAAGAAAAACCAACAAAAACAAAACACUUGAUGAUGAAACAAAUACAUCAUAUAAUACAUUUAAUAUAAAUAAAUUGCAGCCCUAAUGCUAAGUUUACAUUUAAAUAAAAAUGGAAAUAAAAAAUUGUAUAAUUUUUAAUUUAAAUCUAGUAAGCUGAUUAGAGAACAACACACUUUGAGAAAAGAAAGAAAAAAACCGAAAAAAAAUUGCAAAAAAAAAUAUAUAACUUCUUAACGUACAACAACAAGCUUAGAAUUAUGCGGUAGAAAAAGAAAAAAACAAACACUUUGUAAAAUCAUUUUUUAAGCGUGUAAAAAAAUCGAGCGGGAUAUCAACAUCCAAAACAGCCCAAACAAAAAUAUAAAGAAAAUAAUUAAAGAAAGAAGAAAAAUACCCUAACAUAUUAAGGCACAACCAUUUUAUUUAAUUAAGCCAACACUGUACGAUUUCUUUCAACGAACCGACUCCACAACAAAUCAAACCCUACCGCCCCUCCACAAGACCCCCCAAAUAUGUAAUUCUAUUAUACAUAUAAAUAAAUUAUAUAUAAAUAGUAUUUAAAAAAGAAA